AUGGAUCCCAAUUUCAUGGGAGAGUGGAGUGCCUCUGAGAUCAAGAUGGUGAAAUCUCUCAUUGCAAGGGACAACGCCAACAACAAUGGUGCUAGUGAUAUGAACAAGAAGCAUAAUCAAAUUGUGGAUGAGCUCCAGGCAAUAUUCCCUUGUAAGGAAAAGCAUCAGAGUGGCAACCAACAAGUGGAAGAAAGUAGCAGCCUGAUGAAUCAACCCUUUGGGUUGUUUGUGGGGGAUCCAUCCAUGGGCAACAUGGAAGCAUUUGAUGGUUAUCCAAAAGUGGAAAUGUUUGGCAUGAGGAAUGUGAAGGAGACUCCACGGAGGAAGCCCACUCCUUCGAAGGAGAUCCAAUACACUAGGAGGUUUUGGACCAUAAAUGAGCUUAGGCAAUUCCUCCGUGGUCUACAUGUGUACGGUCACAGAAAUUGGAAGAACAUCUCUAGGCACUUUGUUACCACCAAGACCCCUAUGUAG
Messenger RNA from Miscanthus lutarioriparius, 474 nucleotides. The record is from the annotation of a GenBank genome assembly. Lineage: Eukaryota; Viridiplantae; Streptophyta; Magnoliopsida; Poales; Poaceae.